Parascedosporium putredinis is the source of this 789-nucleotide messenger RNA. Lineage: Eukaryota; Fungi; Ascomycota; Sordariomycetes; Microascales; Microascaceae. The record is from the annotation of a GenBank genome assembly.
AUGGUUGGGCUCACAGCACGGCUUAAAUAUUACGGCGUCUGGACGCUGACGGAGGGCGCCUGCAUUCUCACCGGGCUCGGCUACAACGGUGUUGACCCAUCGACAGGCCGAGUAUCCUGGGAUCGCCUUAGCAAUAUAGAUCCAUGGGGCGUGGAACUGGCGCAGAAUGCAAGAGGCUACCUUGCUAGUUGGAAUAUUAACACGAGCAAUUGGCUUCGAAAUUAUGUUUACCUCCGCGUUACCCCACGGGGUAAGAAGCCAGGCUUUCGCGCAAGCCUGAUUACGUUCGGCACCAGCGCGCUCUGGCACGGGUUCCAUCCGGGGUACUACAUGUCGUUCGUCUUCGCUAGCUUUGUGCAGACAGUAGCGAAAAACUACCGACGAUAUUUGCGACCCUUCUUCCUCAACCCAGCAACAGGAUUACCAACUCAAAGCAAGAGAUUUUACGAUAUCCUCUCCUUGUUUGUCACACAGCUCACAUUUUCGUUUGCCACGGCGCCAUUCCUUGUGCUCUCAUUCUCCGGCUCGCUUCAGGUGUGGUCCCGAAUGUACUUCUAUCCCUUUUUCGGCAUUGCUAUUUCAAUGGUGAUAUUUAAUUCACCAGUGAAGGGGUUGCUCAAGCAGGCUCUUGACCAAAGGCAGGCUAAAACAGGUGUAAAAAUGGUUCGGUCUGCUAGCCAAGACAGCCUCGCAUCAAGGGACCCUAUUCUUGGGCUCUCUUCAGACCCUCAACGUGACUUUUCUGAGAUCAUGAGUGAAAUGAAAACGGAGAUGAGUAAAAAGGCUUAG